Molecule: messenger RNA, 1542 nt
Organism: Cercospora beticola
Lineage: Eukaryota; Fungi; Ascomycota; Dothideomycetes; Mycosphaerellales; Mycosphaerellaceae
Product: alpha/beta hydrolase
Source: RefSeq, a predicted model, not a curated record
AUGUUGUUCUCGAUAUGGGCACUGAGUGUGCUGCCUGAAGUCUUUGCCACCACACCAACUCUGACAGGCUUUGAAAAAAACGUGCAAUGGCAGCCCUGUUUCGACGAGAAGAUACCUCUAUUCUGUGCCAACCUGUCCCUCCCGGUGGAUUGGAACAAGCCUGAUGGCGAGCACUUUGAUCUAUUCAUCAGCAAGAUAGCUGCCAAAAAGCAGGAUGCCAAAAUUGGAAACCUCUUUUUCAAUCCUGGAGGCCCAGGUGACGGCCCAGGCAAAAAAUUGCAGCAGUCUGACAAAGCACCGUACAGCUACAAUAACUGGGACCACAACCCCCUCACAGACCAUUUCGAUUUCAUUGCGAUCGAUCCACGAGGGACUGGAAACUCCCGUCCCGUUCUUUGUGACCCGGAAGUGUGGCGAAAGGAGACCAGAUUCUUCCCUCAAACGGAAGAUGAGUUUAAUCGCCUCAAAUCUCAGCUGGAAGCGAUGGGCCAGAGCUGCUAUAACCAAACGGGCGACUGGUUGCGAUACGUCGAUACGGCAAGCAGCGCAAAGGAUAUCGAGGCGGUUCGUAUCGCUCUUGGUGGCGAGCCUAUGAGUUUCUUGGGCACGUCUUAUGGUACACAGCUGGGUGCACAAUAUGCGGAGCUAUUCCCUGGAAAUAUCCGUGCCAUGGUACUGGACGGCGUUCUCGAUCACUCAGAGCUGGACCCAUUUGAUAGUUGGGUGCAAGAAAGUGCAGGCUAUGAGAUGGUUGCAGAAGGAUUUUUUGAAUGGUGCGAAGGGGCCGGACGCAGCUGUGUGUUGAGCGGUGUGGACAACCUGCCGGCAUGGUUCGACAAUCUCAUCGAUCGCCUUAACGAGCAGCCGAUCGAAUUCCUUUCUCCCGAGCCAUGCAAUGGCAGUUCGAUUGAUUGCGGCAACAGAGUUCAUGGUGACAAGGUCACGGAACAACUAGCCAACUUGAUUGCCUUCCCAAACGUUGGUCCUACUUGGCAGGAAACUGCAUUCCAUCUGACUAUGCUCGAAUCUCGAGGUACGCCAGGCAGGUUCCAAGAAUCUCCAAGGCGCGAAGGAAACUCGUCGGAAUCGUACUCGUUCGUUGCGAUCAUCUGUGCCGAUGCAAUCUCGGAACAGACAAAACCCGAUUAUGCCACAAUCAGUAAGAGAGUGGAAUACGCAAGAUCGUCCUUCCCACAUACACGAGGUAACACCGGCUCGUGGGUACGUCUCACCUUCUGCCCUUUCUGGCCCGUACCAUCCAACAACCCACCGCAUGAGAUCACGGCUUUCAAAGAUGGCAGCUCGAAGCUCACUACCCCCAUUUUGAUUGUGAAUGCAUACCAGGACCCUCUGACGCGCUACGACGCAGCCGUAAACGUACAGCGUCAAUUCGGUGACGCGAACGCGGUUUUGUUGAGCAGGGACGGGUUUGGACAUCUGAGCGAACCAUUCCCAGGAGCAGUGAGCGAUGCAAUAUAUGACUAUCUCAUCGACCUCAAAGUCCCGGCCCCUGGUACCGUCUUGAAAAAUCUUGGCUUGUAA